AUGCUGAGUGUGGUGUCUUUGAGUGGCGACCAUGUCCUUCAGCUCAACAUCGACGAGCUGCGUUCUGCUCAGCCCCACGAAGCAGCUGUGAGUGUCAUCAAGCAACGCAUUCGCAGCGAUCGACAGAUUUCGAUCUACAGGCAGCAGUUGCUUUUGGAGGAGCGCUUCCUCUCUGAAGCAGACACCUGGGAAGAUGUUGCACAACUUCAGGAGCUUCAGCUCAUUCUAACUGACUACGUCGAGGACUACACAGAUCAGUUUAUAGCUGCAGCAGCUGUUGGUCUGGCAGAAGUGGUCGUAGGCUACCUCAAAUGCUUCCAGUGCCCGGAUGUCAGUAAUGCCCAGGGACAAACCGCAAGUUGGAAGGCGGCUGAAGGAAAUCAUGUUGCAGUGUUGAAUGUGCUGCGCGAAGGUUGUGCCGACUUUGAGAAGACAGAUUCCCUUGGGCAGUGCCCACUACAUGCGGCUGCUAAGCAUGGCCAUGCAGAGGUAGCACAUCGAUUGCUGGAAGAGCGGGCAGAUGUGAACCCAAUGUCUGAUGAAGAGCUGACACCGCUGCAUGCUGCUGCGCAACUUGGGCAUGCGGAGGUGCUUCGCUAUUUGACCGACGCUGCUGCCAAUGUAAAUAUCGCAGGCAAAGACAGCGCCACUCCCCUCUUCUUGGCAGCUCGGGGUGGGCAACUCCCUUGCCUCAUGCAAUUGCUGGCAGCCAAUGCGGACUUUAACUCUGCGGCAGCCCAUGGGGAGGCGCCAUUGUUCGUGGCUGCGCAGUAUGGAUAUUUGGAGAUGGUGCGCUGUUUGGUGUCAGCAGGUGCAAACAAAGACCAAGCGGCAGAUGACGGCCUCACACCGCUGCUAAUAUCUGCUCAAAACAACCAGUGGUGCAUCUUCCGCUAUUUGGUGCAAGCUGGAGCUAACACUGCGCUGGCGGCAUUGGACGGCAUGACUCCCUUGACCGUCGCAACUCUGAAUGGGUCCUUGGAGGAAGUGCGUCUACUGCUCCAAGAAAAGGCCUUCAUAGACGCACAGAGUAUGGGAUCCACGCCUUUGUAUACUGCAGCAAAGCACGGGCAGUCAGAGCUAGUGAGGCUUCUGUUGGAAGCACGAGCUGACGUGGACAAGGCUGGCCCAAACGGAUCUACACCUUUGUUUGUCGCGGCCAAAUAUGACCGACUUGCGGCUGCGAAACUUUUGGUUGGAGCAGGUGCAGACAAAGAUCGAACAGACCUUCAUGGUGCCAGCCCUUUGUUCAUUGCUGCCAAGUACGGCCAGGUGGACAUGCUGCGAUUCUUACUGGAAGCCAAAGCGGACAAAGAUUCCUAUGGCCAGCAUGGCGCGACCCCUUUGUUGGUGGCUGUUGAGAUGGGUCAGCAGGAUGCCGUCAAAGCUCUGGUGGAUGCAAACGUAGAUUUAGACAAAUCCGGAAAACACGGAACCACACCUUUGUUCCACGCAGCUCAAGAUGGUCACCUGAACAUCGUGAAGUGCCUGGUGCAGGCGGAGGCUGACCUGGACAAAGCUGCGGAGGAUGGAGCGACGCCGCUGAUCAUCGCAGCUCAAAGCGAGCAGCUGAAGACCGUGAGUUUUUUGGCCGAAAGCAGAGCUGAUUUGAACAAGGUCGGCCAUCAUGGUGCCAGCGCAUUAUUCAUUGCAGCUCUCAGUGCUCAAACUCAAAUGGUGCGCGUUUUAGUGGAAGCCAACUCUGACCUCAAUCUUGCUGGAAAAGAUGGCGCGACGCCACUCUUUGUAGCUGCCCAGAACGGCUUCCUGGAGAUCGUCCAGUCAUUGUGUGAAGCUAGAGCAAAUGUAGAGCAAGUUGACGAAGAUGGCACUUCAACUGUGGAAAUUGCGCAGAGAAGUGGCCACUCUCUCAUAGCCAAAGCCGUGGCGCUGGCCACGGGCACUGCGGAUGUGCCACGGCGGCUGCAGAUCCCGGGAGAAGAUUUGGACUUCGUAACCCAUCGACCGCCCAUACACAACCAGGAGCUUUUGGCAAAGAUCGGGCACCUACUUGUUGUAGGCGCUGGCCUCAGUGCAGCGGAUGCCAUACUACACGCGUUGGGCCUAAGUGCCGAGGGCGUCAACGUGCGAGUGACGCAUGUGUUUCGUGGGAAAGCUGCAGACACAAAGAUUGGCAAAAUGUUCGGCCAGACAAGUUUGGCCUCCAUGUACCGUGAUGAAGAGUGGCUUGCAAAGAUGAUGCAAGGAAGUGUCUCAGAUCCCCGCUACACGGCCAAGGCUGAAGCGCAGCUGCAAGAAAUCUUGGAGGAUGGCACUUGUAUCAUCAAGACCAACGAAGGCCAAGAACGUGUUGAAGAGGUAUCGGUUGUGGCUUUGCUCUUGGGUGCUGGCCCUUCCUUGCACUUCUUGCCUUCUUCACUGCGAAAAGCCCAGCGACCUGAGCCUUAUCUGCCCCGGACGCGCACAGAUGGUCAGCCAAGUAGCCACCCUUAUUUCUUGGAGGUGAUUCCAGAAACAUUGCAGCUCGCAGAUGCCAAGACUGGCCAGGUACUGCGGCAAAAUGUGUUUGCCUUGGGGCCUCUGCGGGGUGACAACUUCAUCCGUUUCUUGACUGGAGAUGCAUUUGUGGUGCGACGGCAGCUGGAAGAGCUGAAACGCACCGAGUGCAAAAAAGACGCGGAGGAGGACGAGGAGCAGGAGGAGGAGGAGAAGGAGGAGGAGGAGAGGGGCGCCGCGAUGCUUCGUGCAUGUCUGCCUCUCGAUCGUCCGUACCUCUUUCCGACCGACGAACCCCCUAUGCCGGAUUGCCUUUCUACACGUUGAACUACUCUUCCUGAAGCCGUUGAUAUCAUCCAACUCCCUGCCGAGAGCCAACCCAGCUCAGUCUGACGAGAUAUUUGUUGGUAACGAGUAUUCGAUGACAGGCAGGAAUGUUUGUAUCAUUUGCGUAAUUACCAACUGCAACUUCAACAGCCUAGAUUACAGACAUCAUGGCAUUCGAUUCGAGCU
This is a messenger RNA of Cladocopium goreaui, 2970 nucleotides long. The record is from the annotation of a GenBank genome assembly. NCBI's taxonomy places the organism in Eukaryota, Dinophyceae, Suessiales, Symbiodiniaceae.